This is a messenger RNA of Chelmon rostratus (copperband butterflyfish), 5613 nucleotides long. It is a transcript of the gene tlcd4b, whose product is annotated as TLC domain containing 4b. Gene Ontology annotation, cellular component: membrane; endoplasmic reticulum. The transcript is spliced from 7 exons. Lineage: Eukaryota; Metazoa; Chordata; Actinopteri; Chaetodontiformes; Chaetodontidae. Gene Ontology annotation, biological process: lipid homeostasis. Bases 262 to 1074 code for a protein of 270 amino acids. The record is from RefSeq and is a predicted model, not a curated record.
GUGGAAACGCAUGGCAGAGAGGAAGCGAGGCUGCGAGAAAAGCCGUUUUCCUCCGAGCUGUAAUGGUCGUCGGGACACGACGCUGUCUUUGUAGCAGGGGAGGCUCCUUUUUCCGUCUCUUUCUUUCGGCCAGAGCCAGCGGGCUGUGUCGGUUUAGCCGACCUGCUAGCUAACGUCAAGUUGGAAGAAAGUGGAGAAGACGGCGGCUGAACGGGAGCUCAUCCGCCUACACAGACCUAUGCGACGGACAGCAGGUGAGUGAUGGAGACGAGAGAGUUGACCGUGGUAGCUGGCAGCUUCGUGGGUUUCCAGCUACUCUUCUCGGUGGCCAGCCCGCGGCUCUCCUCUGCCAUCACACCAGGUUAUGGACGGCUGCCUUCCAUCAAGCUCACAGAGUGGAACUCCAGGUUGGUGUCGACUGUGCACGCCCUGAUUGUGGGGUUGUUUUGUCUGUACAUCCUGUGGUACGAUGAUGCGGUCAACGCCAACCCCGUCUGGGGUGACCCCGGUCUCGUCAAACUAAAUGUAGCCAUAACGUGUGGUUACCUCCUCUAUGAUCUCGUGCUGCUUGCGUGUAACUGGAGCACAAUGGGGGACAGCUUUUUUGUGUGUCACCACUUGGCGGCGCUCUAUGCAUAUGGAUAUGUGCUGACACGUGGCGUGCUUCCCUACUUUGCCAACUUUCGUCUCAUAUCAGAAUUGUCCACACCGUUUGUGAACCAAAGGUGGUUCUUUGAGGCAUUAAAGUACCCACGCUCACACCGGCUGGUGGUGUUAAACGGUGUUGCCAUGGCAGUAGUGUUCUUCCUGGUGCGCAUCGCCGUCAUGCCAUCUUACUGGGCCAGUGUAUUCGCCACCUUUGGCACUCCAGACUUUGAGCGGCUGGGCUUGGGCGCCCAGGUGGCCUGGAUCACCUCCUGCAUCGCCCUGGAUAUCUUAAACACUGUGUGGAUGUAUAAGAUCACCCGCGGCUGCUACAAAGUCCUGACUGGGAGGGGAGGACGAAAGGUCAAGGAAGGAACGGAGGCGUUGUCCUCCUCAGACAAGAAGCAUGUCAACAACCACACAGACUAAAGAGAUGUAGCGCAAAGGGUAUGUAGACAGACAUAAGCAGGGAAGGGAGACUGGACAUCUAGGAACCUCACAGCCUCUCUCUUUUGCUAAAGCCUCAGCAUCCCCCCCCACCUCCACCCUCGAAUGCCCCGGUCUCAACCCUCGAUCACCUCGUCAGCUCGCGGACCAGGCCAAGAGUCCUCAGGUUCUGACCCCGACAAGGACACUGCUCUUUGACUCACUCAAGCACCAGCCUUUGCAGCCUCAGUGUUUUCACUGACGGAUGAGUAUCCUGCUGGGUGAUAGCUUUCGGUAGCAAACGACAAGGUAGAGCUCACAAGCACACUUUUAACUCCUUCUGUCAGUCGCCUCUUUUGUCCCGACCGUCAUUCCUCUGUCAUCUCCCCUCAGUCUCCUCUCAUGCUCGACUUCAGCCAAAGCCCAAUCCUCUGAAGUGCCUGCGAAAGACAGGAAAGCAAUAAUUGUGGAGGACUAAGAUCUCGAAGUCUAACAGAGCUUAGCCCCUUCAGAAGACAACCAUGUUUUGCUCAAUAUUGCUCCUGAACGACUGGAGGCGUCUUCUGUUGUUCAUACUCCGUCCACACUUGAGACGUGGCCCACAGAGUGGCGAAUUCUCACAUCAGACCCACACAUUGUUUGUGAAAUCUAUAGGGCUCUUGUCUCGAACUCAUCCGACCUCACAGAAAGAGACAGAAAAACACCAUAAUGCCUCUUCUACUGUAUCACCUGCUGUGGCCUCCUUGUAACAAGUGGCGCCUGCCUAUAUCACCAGCCAUGCCCCUCCACCCUCCGUAGAAUUUGGAUUAUGAGUUUAAAAAAAAAAAAAACUAGGAAUAUGCAUGCAGGAGAGAGGACGACACACUCGCCAACAUCCUUAGCCUGUCACAGGACAAUAUUGCGUUUUCAGUGUUCAUCGUGUCUGCAUCACGGUGCUGUAUUUUGCCCCCUUUAUUCUCUGAUUUUACACAGCCUGAAAUCGUGAGCAGUUACAGUAACAUGUCUGUUUCAUAUUACAUCCAUAGCAACCCUCUGCCUCACUGGAUACUCCACCAUCCAGCUUGAACGUUUGGUUUUGUUCUACCUCUCCCCCUGCCUUACAAAGACUCUGUCAAUCCCUUAGUCAAGAGAUAAUCAACAUUUUGUUUUCUUUCUUUCUACUGUAGAGUUGUUUUAGCCUUUAAAACAUCAUCUUUUGUGAUAUUACUGAUUCAGAGGGACUUCUGCAUCUCCUUUGCUCUUACUGUCUUCAGCGCUUACCCCAACAAAUGCAGUGAAGAGAGCAGCAUCACUCACCAAACUGUGUCCAGUCAGUGUGUGUUUCUAGAGAAACACCCCCAGAGGCUUUUAUUCUUCCAUUUAUCUCAUUUUGCUCUCAGUGACUCUGAGAACGUAAGUGAGCACUGGGGUAGAAAAAGUUCACACUGUGAACUGCUGCUCCAUUCCUCAAGAUUGCACAUGCAUAGCAUAGCGUGAAAACCAUACACGGUAUUUGGUGCCCUUCUGAAACACUGACAGGGUGCUCUUCCUUUGGCAGAAUGUCUGCAAUAGGAAUGCUAGCAAUAUGACAUUUUUCACAAGUUUCUAAUAUCUGAUGAAUUUGGAUUUACCAGUCUGUCACAGCUAAAAGCAAUGUGGCAAUCUGCAUGUUUUUUUUCUGUAUAAACUGUAUCAUCACUAUAGAGCAUGGUAAGAUUGACAUAUUUCUGUGAUGCCUUAGUGAAUAGUUAAGAUAGAUGAAUAGCAUCUAAAUAUUAAUUGCAUUAAUCUAAUGCUUUAAAGGGUUUUGUCUUCCAAAACAGUUAAUGUUUUUGCCGCUCAGAUACUGAAUGCAUGUAUUGUUGAUUUUCUCCUCUCCCUGCAUGUCUGUACAGCAUAUACACAUGCAGCUUUGCAGGUACCUUCUGCACACUGUUUGGCUAACUCACUAAACAUUGCCACAGCCUCUGUAUGCCAGUUGGCAUUACUUGGUUUUACAAAUUCAUUGAUUCUUCUAUUGUACAGUCUGCUGUUAGCAGACACUAAUAACUACAUAGCUGAUAGCAUGACAGACAGAGAUACAAGAGGGUGUUUCAGAUUUGAAAUACGAAAUUUACAAAGGACAAGGUUGCAUGUUUAUUCCUGUUUCCCUUUUUGUUUAAAAGAGUACUCCACUGGCUUGCGCUCCUAUGACAUUGUCAGGCUCAUAGUGGACAGUUGUUUUUUUUUUUUUUUUUAAAGAAUCAUGAUCAAUACAGCAGACCCAGAGAUUUCAGCCAGGUUUCCAUCCAAAUGUGGUGCAAAAAGAAUGCAAAUUAAUGUGUAUUUCCGUCCAUGGCUAUUAUGUAAAUAUUAGGAGUUGGUGCAUCAAGAUAUACAGGUUUUGGUUUUUUUUUUUUUUUGAUAAUUAGAAGCUUUUAUUUCAGUCAAAUUUGAAAUUAUGCGUAAAAACAACGUAAAAACGUAAAAUUCCAUGCAUUAUUUUCCCCUGGCCAAACCUGAUGCCUACAUCACCCACAAUGCAACUUCCCCACUGACAGUUCUGUUGGAGAUUUGGGUGUGUUAAGAUGGUAGCAGCUAAUGUAGCCACAAGCCGCUAACCUCCAGCAGAGACGUGGAGCGGGCUACAGAGGUCUGGAAAGCUCACUUCGACUCACUCUUCUCACUUCUAACUCCAUACUGCCAGACUUUUUCCAUUUUCAGCCCAAUAAACGCUGACUCUUGUAACAUCACUCUAGGCAAAUUAUCAGACUCGACACUGCUCGCUCUGGAGCCACUAAAGGCUUUAUACAUUUUGUUUUUCCACAUACGCAGUGGUGCUCUCCAAGACGUGUCAACAGACUGAUUACUAGAGUUGAUGGAGUUGCCCUUCAAGUCCUUGUAUCUCUAGUUGGAUAGAUAGUUAUGAUAGCCUGGUGGUGUUUUCACUGUGGAACUCUAAAGCACACUCCCUGUGGGGCAAUAACUCAGCGAUCUCCUGUAUUUCUGUCUGUCACCACAGAGGAGGGGCUACAGUAUCUUGUGCCUUUACACAAAUGGUGGAUGUGAUGCAGCCAGGUUUGGAUUAGCAUGACCUUUCUGAUGUAAUAUCCAGUGAUGAUCUCCUCUGUAUUCCAUACGUGUACUCUCUGUAUAUAUUUUUAUAAUUGCCUGCACAAUGAUUAAUCCGGCCAAGUAUUAUAAUCCAAAGCUGAUCCCUGUCGGGGAGCCUGUUUUGUUGCUCUCCUGAAUACGGGGGACUGUCUCUAUGAAUGUUGCGAUGGAUUAUUUAGUGGCAUUAAGAUGAUCUCACAGUGUCCAAGGUGAUGAGAAUGGAAAUCAAACUAUAUUUUUGACAUAUCUUUAAGAUAUACAGGUAGUUGACAGGAAGGCUAACAUCUCGCUUCUUCGGCCUCCUAAACUUAAAGCUGUGAAUAGUUGUGGAGUAAAACUGUAGUCAUUCGUCACGACACUAUGAUGGUUACGCUACACUGUGGGAGAUUUCCUGAGACUGGCUGAGCAGUGAUGCCGAUAACACUUGUUAUAGCAGCGUCCUGUGCUUUUGGUUGAGUUUAGACUGAGACUACUCUCUGAUGCAGGUCUCGUGCACAAAGUAAAAACAACGUGUAUAAGAAUUACAGCAUGUUGCCUGGUUGUCUAUGGACUGGACAGAAUGAGAGUUUUUUGUAUUUGUCAGGGUUUUCUAUAGAAUCUGUUUCCAGACCUGAUAUUUGUGCUGUAUCUCACAACCUGGGGCUGUUUGAAAAUCAACAGAAUGAAUUAAUGAUUCGAUAAGGCUGCUAUUGGAAGGCCAUGAUGUGUAUUGUAUCAGGUUAGAAGAACCACAUUGCCUUUGUUUCAUUGGGGAGGCCAGCAUUCAUUAUAUAAUGAAUAUAUUUAAAUAUAUAUAGCAUAAAGGUAUAUACAAAUCUGUAUAUAUCUGUGAUCAAGUGUUGAAACCAGAUGCACACUGUACUAAUUUCUCCUGUGUUUUGGUCACAUUUGGUUUCGUUUGGAUGACAGGACAUCAUGUUAGGUACAUUCUAACAAAGCUACAUCAGAAUCUGGUACUUCAGCAGUGUACUCUGCCGGUCUUCUCAAGGUUACACUUGGUACUUAGACAACUAGUAUUUUUGCCCCAUUUUUGUUCUUCUGAAAUACUUGAUUUCACGUUCAGUCCUAGGUGUACAAUGAAAUAGAAUGAAUUGAAUUUCAGUGUGACGAGGAUGACAACAUUUGUAUAAUGUUUGAGAAUAACUGGAAAAUUUGCAGACAAACUGAUAAUCAAAAAACUUACCUUGUUUUUUUCUUUUGAAUGACUUGCCAGUGUGGCUUAUGUUCCUUCCCUUGCUAUUUUUAUUUCGCCUUUUAUUGCAAUGCAAUUUCUUCUUAUGAUUGUCUUUUGUUUUCUGGAGAUUUUAAUGUGAAACAGCCUACACUACACACAGGCCUUAGGGUCCUUGUCUGAGCAUUACCUUGUGACUGGGAUUGUCGUCGUCUACAAUGACCACUACUAAUGAUUAUGUAACUGUAGUGCUGAAAGCUGAGACUUACUUGAAAGUGUUGCUCUUCAAUAAAGUUGAA